GGACAUCUACCUUACUGUGUCUCUUGGAUCCACAUCUACUACUUCACUGGGAGAGGAUGUGGGCUCUUAAAUGCUAUAAGUGUGAGUGCUGUGGGAGUGAUUUUGUCAGCUGCAAGGCUCUGAAGUAUCACUUUCGACAGAAGCAUUUUGGAAAAGUUCACUGCGAAGAAUGUGGCCGCGAAGUCCCAAGGGAAAGACUGCAGCAUCACAAUGAGUCUGUACAUGAGAGGUCAACCAUGCAGACACACAAGCUCAGCUGGGAAAAUCUAGAAGAAAGGAAUAUAAAGCAUAUGGCUACAGAAAUAUCAAAAACCUGUAGGAUGUGUUCAAGGCGCUUUGGAACAAUCCUUAGUCGGGAGAACCAUGAACUACAGGAGCAUCGAUUCACAGCCGGUAAAAGAGCCCGAAUGUCUAUAGGAUUUUCACCUCAUCAUAUGUUGGAGUGUAAGAGUCCCCAAGAGCUACAGAGAUUUGCAGAUGAAAAUAUCCGCCCAGCCUCAGGUCCUCGGAACGCUGCCUGUGUGGCUGAGAUCGGGGCCCUGCUCACGAGGAUCCAGGCUUGCUUUCCAGUGCCGACCUCCCGAGUGAUCCAGGGUGGUUCUUACAUAAAGGGGACUGAUACUCAAGGAUGCUCUGAGAUUGACAUCGUGUUGUUCAGUGAUGUGUUUGCCGGUGUGAACCAUUGCAAGAAACAACUGACAGAAGGGUUGGACGCUCUGAGAGAAAACUUGAAGCAAACUUCACAUGGAAACAGGAUCCUAAUGGGAAAGAGAGCACCAUUGUGUUUAAGAUUCAGUUUUGUAUGUACGGAAGGUCUUCACAGUCAUUCCUUUGAGAUCAUGGCCUACUGUGACAUCCUGGGGCCUGCCCCCUCCACAGAUUUAAAACUUCACCUUUAUCGCAGACUGUACCUCUGUGAUGACAGUGACAUGGCGCAGCUGUGUGCCUUGGCCCUCUUGCCAUACCAAGUGGAUUUUGUCAAGGCAUCUGUGGCAAGGGUGAAGGAGCUCACUCGUUUAAUGAUACAUUGGUUCAAGACAUCAUUUGCCAACUCCACAGAGGAAAAUAAGUUCCGGAGACUUCCCUCCUCUUACACCGUGGAGCUCCUCACCAUUCACAUCUGGGAACUGGCGGGAAAGCCGCUGCUCUUCAGCCUGGUGCAGGGAAUGAGGGCAGUCCUCAAGCUUCUGGUUCGAUACGCAGAAAUCGAGGUUGUUUGGCACAGACACUACCACCACAAGUUUCCCAUUUUUGUAAAGGUGAAGCAGAAACACACAAGGCCAUUCAUUUUAGACCCUGCCAAUCCUACUGUCAACGUUUGUGACACAUGCAAUGCCUGGGAUGAAGUUGCCCUUGUGGCGAGACAUAGCCUAUUGAAACCUCUUUUCAGCGGAGUGAGAGCUGAGCCCCCUUGGCUUUUCACAGACGACUGGUAAACUGGACAAGGAGCUACUAUCCUUGGAUUUCCAUGAAGAAAAUAAAAAGGACGCUGAACACAUUCCCAGUUAGAGUGCUCUGGAGGACAGUCUGUAUGAUUGUCUCACUCUAAGUCACGACAUUAGUGACCCAGUCUUUAACAAACAUAUUGAUGUGACUUAUCAUUUAAGAUAAAAGAAUCCAUUUCAGCCUUCAGGAGAAUUGAACCAUCCUCUCCCAUUUUUUGGAUUUAUUUGCUU
Molecule: messenger RNA, 1676 nt
Organism: Lontra canadensis (Northern American river otter)
Lineage: Eukaryota; Metazoa; Chordata; Mammalia; Carnivora; Mustelidae
Product: 2'-5'-oligoadenylate synthase 3-like
Exons: 9
Coding region: 57-1436 (459 amino acids)
Biological process (GO): regulation of ribonuclease activity
Cellular component (GO): membrane; cytosol; nucleoplasm
Molecular function (GO): 2'-5'-oligoadenylate synthetase activity; double-stranded RNA binding
Source: RefSeq, a predicted model, not a curated record